CGGAUUGGCCCACUCCUGCCCGGGCAAUGCUGCUGUCUAAGGACGCACCAUGGCGGCGCCUGCAGAGCAUCUCGUUUGGCUGUUACUCAGCGGAGGAGAUCAGGAAGCUGAGUGUGAAAGCCCUGACCAACCCUCGCUAUAUGGACAGCCUGGGGAAUCCUAUGAUGAACGGCCUGUAUGAUUUGGCUCUGGGUCCUGCCGACGGUAAAGAAGUUUGCUCCUCCUGCUUUCAGGACUUUACCUCCUGCCCCGGGCACCUGGGACACAUUGAGCUGCCCCUGACCGUGUACAACCCGCUGUUCUUUGAUAAACUGUAUUUUCUCGUGCGAGGCUCCUGCUUCCACUGCCACUUGCUCACCUGCAACCGCUCGGUUAUCCACUUACUGCUCAACCAGCUCAAGCUCCUUGAUCGGGGGGUGGAGCAUGAAGUCUAUGAGCUGGAGAAUGUCCUGCACCGGGUGCUGGAGGCGAAUGCUGCUGCCACCGGCCAUGAGAUCCAAGAGGAGCUGGAGAACUACACCAGGAAAGUGCUUAAAAAGUAUAAGAAGCUCCCAAGAGGCACUUCUUGCCAGGUGAAGAAUACGUGUGUGACCAGAAACCGGCUGAUUGGAAACUUCUGGAAAAAGCAAAUGGUUUCCGCAAAGUGUCCCAACUGCAAGGCACCGAGGUCGGUUGUAAGGAAAGAACACAACAGCAAGCUGACUAUAAUAAUGUCUUCCAAACCAAGUUCCUCUUCUAAAGGGGGUGCCACGCCGGCAGAGGGGGAUAUGGAUGUGAUUGACAGCACUCAGUUAGCAAAACGUGGAUAUCUGACUCCCAACACCACCAAGGAACUUAUCAUGGAGCUUUGGAAGAAUGAAGGCUUUUUCCUACAGCAUCUCUUUUCUGGAAUAACGGGCGGUGGGGAAUCCGCGUUUACUCCGGACACGUUUUUCCUAGACAUUAUUGUUGUCCCUCCCUCGAGGUUCCGACCAGUCAAUCGCCUUGGGGAUCAGAUGUUCACCAAUGGUCACACGAUUAACCUGCAGUCUGUCCUCAAAGACAUCUCCACUAUACAGAAACUGCUGGCUGUGAUGGCUCAGGAUCAGGAGCAGACGCCUGAGCUCACUGAAUCAGGGAUGAACUUGAAGGAAGCCGAGGUUACGGAAAAUAUUGAUCGUUCUUUUCUGGCCACCUUGACGGGCCUGUCCCUUACGGAUAAGCUUUACAACUCCUGGGUCCGGCUGCAGAGUCACGUCAAUAUCGUCUUUGACAGCGACAUGGACAAGCUCAUGUCCGACAAGUACCCGGGAAUCCGCCAGGUCCUGGAGAAGAAAGACGGUCUGUUUCGGAAGCACAUGAUGGGGAAACGAGUGGAUUUCGCAGCUCGCUCUGUUAUCUGCCCCGACAUGUACAUCAACACUAACGAAAUUGGAAUCCCUAUGGUGUUUGCCACUAAGCUGACGUACCCCCAACCAGUUACUCCCUGGAAUGUGCAGGAGUUGAGAAAGGCUGUACUAAACGGACCCAAUGUCCACCCGGGUGCCUCUAUGGUGAUCAAUGAGGACGGGUCUCGCACCAUAUUGAACUCUACUGAUUCAUCCCAGAGGGAUGCUGUAGCAAAGCAACUACUCACCCCAUCCACUGGCACACAGACUCUGAAUGCUAAAAUUGUGUGUCGACAUGUGAAAAACGGGGAUGUGCUUCUCCUGAACCGACAGCCCACCCUGCACAGGCCUUCCAUCCAGGCCCAUAAAGCCCGUAUUCUCCCGGGGGAGAAGGUGCUCAGGCUGCACUAUGCCAACUGUAAGGCAUACAAUGCUGACUUCGAUGGGGAUGAAAUGAACGCACAUUUCCCCCAAAGCGAGCUGGGCCGGGCUGAAGCCUACACCAUCGCGUGUACUGAUGAGCAGUACUUGGUGCCUAAGGAUGGUACACCCCUCGCCGGCUUAAUUCAAGAUCAUAUGGUGUCUGGUGCAAACAUGACCAUACGCGGCUGCUAUUUUACCAGGGAACAGUAUAUGGAACUGGUUUAUCAAGGGCUGACGGAUAAGAAAGGCAGAGUAAAACUCCUCCCACCAGCUAUCCUAAAACCCCACCGACUCUGGACAGGAAAGCAGGUUGUGUCUACGUUACUGAUCAACGUAAUCCCUGAGAAUCUUAUUCCCCUAAACCUGACGGGAAAAGCCAAAAUUGGUGGGAAAGCUUGGGUGAAGGAGCAGCCUCGGCCCAUUCCGGGAUUCUCGCCUGACUCCAUGUGCGAGUCUCAGGUUAUAAUUCGAAACGGAGAGUUGCUUUGUGGCGUCCUGGACAAAGCUCACUAUGGCAGCUCUUCCUUUGGCCUGGUGCACUGUUGCUAUGAGCUGUACGGGGGAGAGACCAGUGGGAAACUGCUCACUUGCUUGGCGAGACUCUUCACUGCUUACCUCCAGCUCUACAGAGGCUUCACUUUGGGAGUUGAGGACAUCCUUGUGCUCCCAUAUGCAGAUGCCAAGAGACAGAAUAUUGUGGAACAUUCAAUGCAGUGUGGUGGAAGGGCUAUCAGAGCGGCCUUCAACUUGGCAGACGCAGCGUCGGACGAAGAAGCGCAAGGGAAGUGGCAGGAUGCCCAUCUCGCAAAGGACCAGAGAGAUUUCAACAUGGUGGAUCUGAAGUUCAAGGAGGAAGUGAACCAGUUCAACAACGAGAUCAAUAAGGUGUGCAUGCCAUUUGGCCUCCAUAGAUCCUUCCCAGAGAACAACCUGCAGCUGAUGGUUCAGUCAGGCGCCAAAGGAUCCACUGUGAAUACCAUGCAGAUUUCCUGUUUAUUGGGCCAGAUUGAGCUGGAGGGACGGAGGCCCCCGCUGAUGCCUUCUGGGAGGUCAUUGCCUUGUUUUCAGCCGUAUGAUUUUAGUCCACGUUCUGGGGGAUUUGUUACUGGGCGAUUUCUCACUGGCAUCAAGCCUCCUGAGUUCUUCUUCCAUUGCAUGGCAGGGAGGGAAGGAUUGGUGGACACGGCUGUGAAAACUAGUCGAUCAGGAUAUCUGCAGAGGUGUGUUAUUAAGCAUCUGGAGGGUCUUGUGGUUCAGUAUGACCUGACGGUGCGAGACAGUGAUGGAAGCAUCAUUCAGUUCCUGUACGGAGAGGACGGCCUUGAUGUACCCAAGACACAGUUUCUCCAGCCCAAGCAGUUCCCCUUCAUAGCAGAGAACUAUGAGGUUAUAAAGCAGUCUAAGCGCCUGGAUGAAGUUCUAUCCCGGGUGAACACGCAGCAAGCGGAGCAGCACAUGCACGCCAUCUACAGGUGGAAAGCAAAACACCCCAACCCCGGCCAGCGAAUCAGCCCCUUCCUGCUUUACUCUCAGAAGCAACUGCCGGCAGUAAAGGCGUCGUGUCCUGUGGAGGAAUAUGAGAAUGGCAGGGAUUUCGCAUCCAGACAGGUUCUGGAGAGCUGGUAUUCCGUGAAUGAGAAGACACUUAGCAAAUACAGGAGAAGGGCGUCUCUUCUCCCCGAUCCCUGUCUGGCAGUGUGGCGCCCAGAUCUUUACUUGGGAUCAGUAUCUGAAAACUUCCAAAGCAAAAUGGCUCAGUAUGGCUGUGCGUGGGAGCAGCAGAGGAACUCUAGCCAUGACAUGUCGUCUCUGACAUUUGACAGCUUAAAAACCUUACUGCACCUGAAGUGGCAGAGAGCACUGUGUGACCCGGGGGAUGCGGUGGGACUUCUGGCCGCUCAGAGCAUCGGAGAGCCCUCCACACAGAUGACCCUGAACACCUUCCACUUUGCUGGCAGAGGAGAGAUGAACGUCACACUGGGUAUUCCUAGGCUUCGGGAAAUUCUGAUGGUCGCAAGCUCCAACAUAAAGACGCCCAUGAUGAGUGUGCCGGUCCUGAACACUAAGAAAGCUGUGAAGCGGGCGAAGCAACUGAAGAAGCGGCUGACAAGAGUGCGCUUGGCAGAGGUGAUUCACAAACUGGAAGUGGAGGAGACGUUCCGUAUCGAGGAGAAGUCGCAGAAGUACCAAGUGUACAAGAUCAGGUUCCAUUUCCUACCCCACGAGUACUAUCGGCAGGAGAAGAUGCUGCGGCCUGAGGGGGUCCUGCGCUUCAUGGAAUCAAGGUUCUUCAAAAUUAUGUUUGACGCCAUAAAGAGGAAGAGCUCCAAGCUUGCUUCUUUCCGGGAAGUGAGCACACGCAGGGCCACUCAGAAGGACGUUGGUGAUGGAGAAGCUCAAGGAAACGAGGAAAGUCAGCGGGCGGAGAAUGAAGAGGCACAAGCCAAUGAUAACGAUGAUGAUGAUAAUGACAAUAAUAUUAAUAAUAAUAAUGAUGAUGAUGAUGAUGCAGAGGAUGGUGAUGCUGAUGCCACUGAUGCAAAGAGGAGAAAAAAACAAGAAGAGGAGGUGGACUAUGAGAGUGAUGAAGAGGCGGCCGAAGAAAACAAUGAAGAAGAAACGGAGGAGAAGGCUCCUGAGGCAUGGGGGGAGACAUUAGCUGAUGAGGAAGAGAGGAUUGGGCAAGAGAUAGAGGUGGAAUCCCCGACUGCUGUACCUGGCACCCCCUCCCAGAAACUCACCAAGGAUGUCAUGGCGGAAAACAGAAUCAAUGAUGUACUGAGCCUCAAUCCUGCUAUAGAAGAUUACUCCUACGAUACAGAGAAAAGCUUAUGGUGUGAGGUCACUAUCAAACUGCAACUGAUGAAGAUCUACUUCGAUAUCUGCUCCCUGGUGUCCUCCCUCGCCCACAAUGUUAUAGUCCACGAGACCAGCGGGAUCACCCGGUGCCUCUUGAACGAAACAACCAAUAAACAAGGGGACAAAGAGCUGAUUCUCAACACGGAGGGGAUAAAUCUGUAUGAACUAUUCAAGUAUUCCAGUAUUCUGGACAUUGCGAGGCUUUAUUCAAAUGACAUUCACGCCAUGGCAAAUACCUUUGGCAUUGAGGCUGCUUUGCGGGUGGUGGAGAAGGAGAUUAAAGACGUGUUUGCGGUUUAUGGUAUUGAAGUGGAUCCCCGGCACCUGUCGCUGGUAGCGGAUUACAUGUGCUUCGAGGGCACCUACAGGCCUCUCAAUCGGAUCGGGAUGCAGUCCAGCUCGUCGCCCUUCCAGCAGAUGACGUUUGAAACUAGCUACAAGUUUCUCAAGGAUGCCACCAUGAAUGGUGCACGAGAUGACCUGCAGUCUCCGUCGGCAUGCUUAGUAGUCGGAAAAGUUGUAAAAGGAGGAACUGGCUUAUUUGACCUUAAACAGCCAAUGCAAUAAAAUGGGAAAGACCAGUUGGUCUAAUAUUCAAGCUACGGCAACCAGACGUGAAAUUGCAGCUCUCCAACAGGGUUGUGUGUUUGAGAUUCAUUAUCGCUCUCCCCUGUGAUAUUUGGGGGUGUAAUUAUUGCGUGUAAAUUGUACUGUUAUCAUGCUUUUUAAUAAAGUAUAUUCUCUCUAA
Molecule: messenger RNA, 5397 nt
Organism: Xenopus laevis (African clawed frog)
Lineage: Eukaryota; Metazoa; Chordata; Amphibia; Anura; Pipidae
Gene: polr1a.L
Product: polymerase (RNA) I polypeptide A L homeolog
Biological process (GO): DNA-templated transcription
Cellular component (GO): RNA polymerase I complex; nucleus
Molecular function (GO): DNA-directed RNA polymerase activity; DNA binding; 5'-3' RNA polymerase activity
Source: RefSeq, marked provisional